Messenger RNA from Scutellospora calospora, 972 nucleotides. The record is from the annotation of a GenBank genome assembly. Lineage: Eukaryota; Fungi; Glomeromycota; Glomeromycetes; Diversisporales; Gigasporaceae.
AAAGGUGUUUUGGAUGAAACAUUACAUUACGGACCAUAUUCUCAUUAUUGGUGGAAAACAAAUAAGGUUUUUAAUGAUACAUACUUUCCUAUUCAUGUCAGACAAAAAACUAAGGUUAUUUUUAAUAAUCGGGAGUUUAUUAUUACUAUAGUAGUUGGGCAUUCUAACAAUCCCUACCUACCCAGUUAUACUUGUCAAAGUGAUGCUUUUUAUACUAAAGUUUCAGUUCACGAUCCUAGCACUGCUAUUUCCUCUAUUUAUACCAGUAUUUUUAAUACCAAAACUCAUUAUUUAGGUCCACUUAUUAUAGAAUGGACAGAUCAUGAUAUCAUUUCACAAUUGAUAAUUGAUAUUCCCUUUUUUCCUUUUUUUUUUAACUUGGGCCAAAUUAAAAUUUUUGUUUUUGGGAUCGGGUCAUCUUCUCGAGAAGAUUGGAAUAGGGGUGGUUCGGGUUAUCAAUCAUCAUUAAUUCAUAUGUAUGGUAAAAAACAGGGCUUAUAUAUUUUAUCUAUAGAGGAUAAUAUAUGUGAGGUUAAGGUCUAUCAAGAUUCAGAGUUAAAAAAAGCAGUGGAGAGAGCAUCUCCAAAUGAUGUUGGGAGCAUUUUAAUAUUAAUAAAUAUAGUGUAUAAUCUUUUUGUUAUGUGGCUAGAACAAGAAAAAUUAAAUGCAGGGCGAUCAAUAUUUCGCGCUGCUGGUGCUUAUGAUAUAACACCUUGGUCAUACACAGAAUCAGAGUAUCAAUUUUGGACUAAUUCUAAUACACCAGACCAUGAUUCCGCAAUACUUAAACAAUUCUAUAAAUUUGGACAUUUAAUAAGUAUACCUAUCCACAUGCCAAAUGCAACACAUACCUUUUGGAACUCUUUUUCACAUGCUUUAAAUAAUAACAAAAAAACUUUGGAUAGAAAACGACGUAUUUUAUCAAUAAUUGCUGAUGAUUUCAUCUAUAAUGAAUUAGAAGAAAAUUUAGGU